Messenger RNA from Trichomonas vaginalis G3, 1602 nucleotides. RefSeq names its product biological adhesion protein. The transcript has a single exon. Lineage: Eukaryota; Parabasalia; Trichomonadida; Trichomonadidae. The record is from RefSeq and is a predicted model, not a curated record. The coding region runs from base 1 to 1602 and encodes 533 amino acids.
AUGGAUUCCCAUGAAAUUCGUGAGGAAAAUAGAGUCCUUCGACUUCGUUUAACUGACGCAGAAGAAAAGCUUCGUCUUUUAGCAGAUGCUCUUGAAAAAAGAAAUGAACAAGCACGCGUUUGGACUCAAAGAUGUAAUGAUCUUGAAGAUCAAUUAAGAAUUGCUCAAGAUGCUAUUGAUCAACAAGAAAGUGAAAUCCUAAAGAAGGAAAGUAUUAUCGAAAAAUUACGUCAAAUGUUAGAACAAAUGAAAAAAGAUCAAAUAUUACAGCAAAAUUUCCAAUCUGACGAAGCUAAGAAGCUCCAAAAUGAUAUUGAGCAACAGCACAAAAAGUUUUUGGAAACUCUUAAUCAAUUAAAUCAAGCUAAAGGUCCAGCUAAAACUUCAUUUGAAUUACAGAAUGAAUUAAUAGCUAAAAAAGAGAAGCAAUUAGAAGAUUUAAAGAAACAAUUACAAGAUGCAUUAGAAGCAAAGGAAGCUGCUGAUCAAUCACUCGAAGAUUCAGAAGCUCAAUGUGAAAAGCUUUCUCAUGAAAGAGAUACAUUUCUUCGUUUGAAUGAGGAGCUUAUGGAAGCCCUUCGGGAAGCAAAAAGCGGAAAGGCUGAACUCGCCGAAAUUGAAAAGUUAAAAGCUCAAAUUGACAAAGAAUACCAAAAAGUAUUAGCUUUACAUAGGCAAAGAAAGCAGUUAAAGAAUGUCAUUUUGCAGCUGAAACAAGCUUUGGAAGGAAAAGAAGCCCAAAUUCAAGAUCUUUUAAAUGAACAAAGAGGGUAUCAAGAAAAAGCUUUAGAAUCUGAUGGUAGGAUUCGUGAGUUAAAUAAGAAGAUAGAUGAUUUGAAAGGCGCAAUUUCUAAAAUCAGAUCUGAAGAAAGAGCUUACAAAGAGCGUGCAGAAGCUGCUGAAAAGAAAGCAGAUGAUCUUCAAAAGAAUGUUAGGACUUUAAUUGAUGAAAAGCAAAAACUCGCAGAAGAUCGAAAUAUCAGAGCUCAAAAACAAAUUAUUAAACAGAAAAACGGAAAGAUAGAUGCUGGAAACAUCAAAGAGUUGCAAUUGAGAGUUCGUCAAGAGAUGGAAAAGAGAUUAGAUGCUCAAGAAGAAGCAGCAAACUUGAAAGAUGAAUUAAUGGAAAUUAAACGCCAAAAUGCAUUACUUCAAGAACAAGCAAAUGAUGCAAUAGGUGCAGAUUUACAGCCAUUGAUCGAAUUGCUUAAAGACCUUAGAGUUGAAGCAGUUGCUGUUGAUCAAGAUCUGUUGAAUCUCAUUGAUGAAAUUCCUCCUGCCAAAGAAUUAGUUUUUCCUGAAAUUCCACCAGGAAUCUGCGAAUCAGCUGCCACAUUAAUAUCAAAUGUUGCAAUGCAAUUCCAAGAUUCACAAAUAGAGAAUAGAGAAUUGAGACUAUUAGUCAACAAAUUCGCUAGAACAGCUUCUAUUUAUCAUAGAAUUUCUACUGUAAUUGCAAAGUAUCCAAUUUUAUCAGCUGAUGAUAUUGCAACUCAGGAAGAUAGAGGUAAUUGGGUAUUACCAAUAGAAACUGAGCAUUUGCAGAGAACAAUUGUUAAAUUGCAUGAACUUCUUGUUAGAAGAGGGAGAUCAGAUAAUUAA